This is a messenger RNA of Hibiscus syriacus, 2040 nucleotides long. Its product is annotated as F-box/LRR-repeat protein 17-like. Gene Ontology annotation, molecular function: protein binding. NCBI's taxonomy places the organism in Eukaryota, Viridiplantae, Streptophyta, Magnoliopsida, Malvales, Malvaceae. The transcript has 11 exons. The record is from RefSeq and is a predicted model, not a curated record. Bases 164 to 1954 code for a protein of 596 amino acids.
AGGCGCCAAAACUAGCCAUUUUCUCCCGCCCCGCCCGCCUCUUCCCGACCAAACCCUCCCUCCUUUAUUUUCAACCUCUCCUUCCUCUCCACUCUCCAUCCAAAAUCUCUCCCUUUUAUCUUUUUUCCCUCUUUACUCCAUUUUUUACGUUUGCCAAGCGGCGAUGCAUCACCCACAGCCACACAUUUCCUCUUCAGCCUCCGCAUACUCUGCCGCCGCGGCCUUUGACUUCAAGCCUGCCAAACGCCGUGGCAGUUACAAUUGUGGCAGAUGUGGACUUCCUAAGAAGGGCCAUGUUUGCCAAGUCAACAGUGGCACCAGCCCUACUUCAACUUCCACUCCAACCUCGAGUCCAGCUGCCAAUACCAUCGAAAACUCCUCCUCCGCAUCCCGUCUUCCUCAGCCUCCUCCCCUACGUCAGUCCUCUCAUCUCCGGCGUGCGCUUUCCUUUGACGACAUCGACAUCCGCUGUGACUCACCGGAACGCGAUUUGGACGGCUAUGAUUCUCCCCAUCCGGAUACGUAUCUUGAUCCGGAUGAUGAGAUAGUCUCCGGUGGGUUGCUGGCUGGGUGUUUGUGGGAGGUCUUGAGGAGAUUACCUCCGGCCAGUCUGCUGGCGGCGGCGGGCGUGUGCAAAGGUUGGAGGGAAACGACAAAGAGGCUGUGGAGGGCCGCGGCGGAGCUGAAACUUAUGGUCCCACCUAGGGGUCAGCUCAGAUUCAUGGGAUUGGUUUUAAAGAAAUGUCCGAGCCUUGUUAGACUUUCUCUAAAGAUGGAAAGUGACGUGGAUGCGACAAUGCUGGCCUGCAUUGCGUUCUCUUGUCCUCAUUUGGAGUCCAUGGAGAUUUCUACGUCGAGUAGGGCUGUCAAUCGGAUCACAGGAGAUGAAUUGGGUCGAUUUGUUGCUGAUAAACGCUGUCUAACGAGCCUUAAGAUGGAAGGAUGUUCUAAUUUAGGGGGCUUUGUCCUCUCUUCAUCAAGUCUAUCUACUCUCUGGCUUUCUGAUCUUUAUUCCCUUUCUAAGAUGGUUUUUAACUGUCCCAAUUUGAAAGAGAUAUCCUUAGAAUUUUCUUGCCAAGAAAAUGAUACGACUGAUCUUACAACCAUGGUUGAUGGUAUGGGCAGAAGUUGUCCAAAGUUGCAAAACAUACACAUUGCAUCGCUUCGGCUUUCACAUGCUGUUGUGCUUUCUCUUACAGCUGCUAAUUUGAGGGGCUUGCGAAUGCUUUCACUUGUUCUUGGCUUGGAAAUCACUGAUGCAUCUGUUGCUGCUAUUGCUUCAAGCUAUUCAAGAUUAGAAUUGCUUGAUCUCAGUGGGUCUAGCAUCAGUGAUAGUGGCAUUGGAAUGAUCUGCAAUGUUUUCCCGAACACGUUGUCAAGACUCCUUCUUGCUCUUUGUCCCAACAUAACUUCAAGUGGAAUUCAGUUUGCCACAGCUCAACUACCUCUUCUUGAACUUAUGGAUUGUGGGAUGACAAUAUGCGAUCCUGAUUCCCAGAAUCCACCUUCUGAACAAAGUGGUGACGACAGUGAAGUUCCAAAUGCAUUGAACAAUAAACUGCACCUUAUGUACCAGAAGCUUAUUAUCAAACACAGCCGACUAAAGAAACUCAGCUUGUGGGGUUGUUCUGGCUUAGAUGCUUUAUGUUUGAAUUGUCCUGAACUCAAAGACCUUAAUCUCAACUCUUGUAAAAAUUUGCAUCCAGAGAGAUUGCUCCUUCAAUGCCCAAGUUUACAAAAUGUGCAUGUCUCCGGAUGUCAGGAGUUGUUAGUUGGAGCCAUCAAAGGCCAGGUAAGUGAUAGCAUAACAUCUCUGGAAAACCAAUUUCAACUUAAGCGAUCUGCUGAUGGCUCCAAGAGGGUUCGUGCACCGGAUUGUCUGAGUCCACAGACAAGUGAUGGUAAAAAACGAAGGAGGGUAAUGGAACGACAAUGUAAUGUGCAUGUUGGCUAAAAAUCCCCAUUUUUGUAACCUCUACUUUACAGCAUUUUUUUUCUUAUUUAUUUUUAAAAAAAUUGUGCACAAAUUGUACUGUUGCC